Messenger RNA from Linum trigynum, 5652 nucleotides. NCBI's taxonomy places the organism in Eukaryota, Viridiplantae, Streptophyta, Magnoliopsida, Malpighiales, Linaceae. The record is from the annotation of a GenBank genome assembly.
AAUAGACAUUAUUAAAAGUAAAAUUAUAUUUUUAGGAUGGUAUCAUUGCAUAUGUUCACAUUUUUGGCUGGGUGGUGGGUGAUAAAUUGUGAAUGUAUUGCACAAUGGAUGGUUAGUUUCAUGGAUAUAACUCGCUCUACCUUAAUGACGAUUGCUCCUAAUAGGAGUUACAUUUGAUAUUAAUGACUCCAUAGAGAUUUGAAAAUCUAUAUGGAGAAUACUGAAUAUCUAUACAUUGUUGGUAUGAUUAUAAGACUGUGUUACAAAAUUAAACAUUAUGUAUCUUUUCCUUUAUAUAUCAUGUCAUGUAUAUUAUCAAUUAUGUCUUCUUAGACUGUCAUUUCUUUCAACAGGUUGACAUCACGGUAGAAUUUGGAAAGCUCGAUUAAUUUUUCUCUAGGUAAGCCAUAAAAUUUAGGUUUCCUUAGACACAUAAAGCCUCUUGUUUAAUUCAAAAGAUUUAGACUACUAAUGAAACAGAGUAUUAGGUGCCGCUCAAAGUUAAUGUUUGUAUUUGAAAAGCGGGAUGGGAUUAGGUGCUAACUAGCAAAAAACGCUACUAAAAAUAACGAAAUCACUACAACAUCUAAGCUAAAUCACUACUAAUUCAAACUAGUAGUAGUUUUUCCCUUGAUUAGAACGGUGCUAACUAUUGUACAAUUAGCACCUAACUCCUCCCUUUGAAAAGCAGAAAAGGAACAUGUCAUUUUAUCCCUUCAAUACCCUUUGAUAAAUCUAAUGGUUGAGUUUUAAAUAAUUUUCAAGCAAAAAUUAAAAAUUAAAUUAAAUACCAAAAUUUAUUUAAUUUUAUGUGAAAUUUAAGUCUAAGUUAAAAAAAAUGAGAUAUAAUAUGUUAAAAUUUAAAAUUUUAAGAAAUAUUUUAAAAUUAAAUAAAAUAAACCAAACUUUCAUUAUGUUUAUGUGAAAUUUAGAUCUAAGUUAAAAAAAUUAGAUAUGACCUGCUGAAAAUUGAAAAUGUAAAAAAAAAAAAACAAUUGAAAAUUAAAUAAAAUCAUAAUUGUAUUAAGUUUAUGUGAAAUUUAAAUCCAAGUUAAAACAAAUUAGAUAUGAGGGGCUAAAAGUAAAUAAGAAAGUUAUUCAUUGUUAUAACUUGUUGUUAGUAUAAUUAUUUUUAUAAUAUAAUUAUGUUUAUAGUAUCAUAUUUUUAUACUAAUGUUUUUUAUAUUACUUGUGCUUCUCUUCAAAAUUAAUGUAUGUAUAUGUGUCAUCAAUAGAAGCUUUGAUGCUCAUAUGGAUGUUUGAUUCAACUUCAAAUGGAUUUGAAACAAUAAGAUAAAGGAUAUAGUUGAAGCCAAAAAAACCAUCCUCCAUUACUAUAUGGUAGAUUUUUGUGUACUUUUCUCCAUUUCAAAUUUCCUGCAACGAGAGUGAAAGUAGGAAGGUCAUUUUUGUCUUUACACAUUUAUUAUUUAUUUCAUAUAAAAAUAGCAAUAUCAAGAUUUGAACUUGGGUCUCUUCAAACAAAGAUAACAAUCACAACCAGUUACACUAAACAAAUUUAUUUCAUCUUUUUUUAUACAAAAAAUAGACAAAGUUAAUCUCUGAAAACCAGAGGACUUUUUCAUCAUAAUUAGCAAGCUCUCCUUAAUUUUUGCUAAAGGUAAAUGGGUAAUUGGCUAACAUGGAAGAAACUAAUUAUGUAACUACGUGUUGUAUCCUUGCAUUUUUCAAUUUAAAUUUUUUGUUUUUUUAUCUUUGUUCUUUUCUCUUUCUAACUUCCUUCGAAAUAACAUCCAUCGUGCAAUAGUUUGCGCCUUUCAUUUCCCAGUACAAGACUUUCAUUGAAAAUCAAUCUUUAGGUAUCUCUUGGCACUACGGUUUUAUUGUUGGGGAUUUUAAGCUGGGCGAGUAGAAGAUUUCAACUCCAAUAUCAAUUCAUGGCGAAUAGAAUGGAGUUCAUCAAUAACUGAAGUUGUAGAAGGAGGAUUAGAAAUUGAAUUUUUGGUUGAAUAUAUGCCUCUUGAGAUAGAAAUUUGGUUGUACAACGGAGUGUGGUGGCUAUUGGAUCUUUAGGUUUAUGGUUUUUGCAACUGUCACAACCUAUUUCUAUCUUAAAACGAGGAAUCAUUGAUUGAUUGUUUGAAAUAGGUCGCUUCUUUAUUCAACCUACUGUAACUAAUAGAUAAGGAGUGUCUAAUUUUGCGCCUUAUUACUUUGAUCGAGUCUAUUCGUAUAUUGGAGAUAACCCUGAUUUUUUUGUUUGCUCUCAAGUUGUGAUGGUCCCCUCUUAGCUGAGUUUUUAGUAUAUAGAUGACUUGAAUCAACAACUCUCCAUUUCUUUUUGAUUAGUGACAUAUUGUUUAUAAAAGGAGAGCAUUGAACCCUUUAUAUAGGAUUGUGAGGUUUAAGAUUUAGUUUCAAACUAUCUAUGGGUUGUGUGAGAAUUUUAGUGAGCUUUUAUACUCUAUAUUUCUUGACUGUAAAAAAAAAAAAAAAAACUAACCAAUAGCAUUUUAACGGGGACUUUAUUAGCAUUAUGAAAAUGGGGUCUAUUGGGGGUAUUACUAAAUACUCCGUUCACAGACUAAGUAGUAGGGCGCACAAUCGGCGAUGCGCGAAGAGCGCACAAUCAGCGAUACGCGAUGUGCGGUACGCGCUACAGGUAUAUAAGGGCUUGAAGCCCCCCCAAAAGAGGGACUUCUCCUCUCUCCUGACUUUCCACUUUUCCUUAUCUCUCUACACUUUAUCUCUCUACCUUGUUCUCUCAACUUUCACCAUAAACAUAAACUGACUUGAUCGUCGGAGCUUAAUCCGGGGGGCAACCCCGGCUCUUUCACAGGUCUCCCCCCCCCCCCCCCCCCCCCGACGAGAUCAGACGAACAGAUCGUGAGUCAACCCCACACCAACAAAUAUCAUUGUUCGAUCCGGAGCUAGUCGGUACAAACAAUUGGCGCCCACCGUGGGGCUGACUUACAGAUAUUUUCUUCUGAUUUCUGAGGGAGGAUCCAAGAAAAUCCCACUUCAACGGCCACGAGCAACGGUCGCCGCCAGAAUCCGACAAGAACCAGACGAGCGAAAGAAAGUGCAACAAUUUCCAUAGUCAACUUUUCCUGGAGACUAAGCGAGCAAAGCACCUCCACAAUCCACAUGUCUAUGCCAUUUUCAAUCAACAAGGGGAAGGGUAAAGGUGAUUGUCGGUCAGCAAGAAAAAAAGGGAGAGAUUUGGGAAAGUCCCAGGAGGAUACGAUCUCUCUCACCAUCAUACCAAGUCACAGCCACAACCGGUCCUCACCGUCGACCAUCUCGGCGUCUUCCGAAAAGUUAGUAUUUGGAGGGAACGAAGUAAGUGGGAAUAAGCAAUGAUUCUCGUUCCACCAGCACCAUCAACACAUCAUGGAGUCGAGCUGCAACUAAAGAAUGAGGAAAUAAAUAAAUAAAAUUCCGAUUGCCGGAUACAGAUCGGUGCCGGAGCACCGAGGAGAAAGAGAAGAAGUCAUAGUCACUCACUAGCUGUCACGUCGUUACUGCAAAUUUGCCGAAAAAAAUGGGUUACCACUCCUUUCUCUCUGACAAAAGAAAAGACGGGCGAAGUUUUCGAGGCAGAUGGGCACAGUCAACGAUGAAACCAUGGCAAGUGGAUGACAGGCUGGAAACCCAGCAAGGCGAUAGAGAAAAGAAGGCGCCCACCCGCCCGAGCUUCUCCCGGAAUGGUGACAGGUGCUCCGCCGUCUCCACUAACGCGCUCUCGCCGCCAUCGCCAAAGCCAAGCACCAAUCUGUAUGAGGCGCCCAACUCCUAUCCCACGCCAAGGCCUUCAAAUCCAAGUGCAGCGCCGGAGCACGGGCUAUGAGAAACAUGCGACACCCUUUGCCGAGUUCCUCUCUGAUGAGAAUGCGCUUUCAGCCUGAUGUCUCCGAUCUCCUCAGCUUCACGGGCAUAACGACCGUCAAUUUUGCCUCCGUCGCGACACCGCGCUUCCAGCUCCUCCGAUCUCCGUGGACGCCGCCGCCGAUAACUGCCCAAGGAGGGUGAAAUCCCUGAAAUAGAGAGCAAGUCAACUUGUGAUCCCUUCCGCGGGACGACUCACUAGUCACGUACAACAUCGAGAGGCCCACAACUAGCUCGCGGCCCAAUCAUCGCGUCAAUUCGGGAAACCCGCUUCGCAAUUGGCCGGCCCUGCUACCGAUCCUCUGUUCGUCGCCGCGCCGCGCCAUUUCCUGCUGCAGUGCCUCGCCAAUCUCCUCCUUUGCGCGUUCUCUCCGUCACAGCCGGCAGCCCCGCGUUCCGCGUCAUAAAAAAAAGAAGAAGAAGAAGAAAGGGAAACGCGUCCAAAGAAAAAUAAAAGAAGAAGAAUCUCAGCCGGCAGCCGCGCGUUCCGCGUCAUAAAAAAAAAGAAAGAAGAAGAAGAAAGGAGAACGUUGCCGACAACCCGAUUCGAUGUCGUUAUGAUCCGCGCGGAAGCUCUAUCGAAGCUUUGGACGGUCGCGCCACUAUCAUCCACCAAAUCAAUCAAAUCUACCAAUGGCGGUGGCUUAGCCUGCGUUUCGAAAGCAAAAAAACGUGGAAGAAAGGAAGAUUGAAAAAAAGGGGCAGAUCGAAAUUUCUAAGAAAUUGAUUCUCCCCCAUCGGCACAACCGCGAUUUGCACCUUGUGGGCGACGCAUCUGAGUCUCUGACCCGCCUCCAACUACCAUCUCGAAACACCCCCCAUGAAAAUAAUACAGUUGGCUGGAGAUUCAAACCCGCGUCAAAAAGACAAACGCGAGCACGUCCACCAUUAUGGCAGAAGACCACAUUCAGAAUAUGAGGCGCGUCACUUCUCUUUUGAAACUGCUCGCCGCCACCGGUCCGAUAAAUUCAGUCAUCGCACCACAAGAUUCGCUCCACGCAAUCAGCCCACCGCUACGACCCCUUUCCGCUUCACUCGUCAGUCAUUGGGCCGCGCAAUCAGCCCACCGCUACGGCCCCUUUCCGCUUCACUCGCCAGUCAUUGGGCCGCGCAAUCAAGCCACCGCUACGGCCCCUUUCCGCUUCACUCGUCAGUCAUUGGGCCUCACUACGCGAGCAAUGGGCCCGCCAAAACUCACAAACCACAUCACACCCACAAGAUGCAACCGGGCCGUCACAAACAUCCGCCAGCAACUCGGCCCAAGUCACUCUGACCCGCCAAGAGUGAAUCCGAGCCUCCACGCGGGCCUGACUCUACUCGCGACCCGCGUCGCACAUGGCCCACCUCAAGAGCGGAUCCAAUUCUUCACGCGGGCCAGACUCUACUCGCGGCCCGCGUCGCACAACCCCCCACCAAGCUCAUUUCCGCGAGUAGAUCCCACCAUGACCCGCUCCAGUGCAGCCCGGCAAGCCGCCCUCCCAACCCGCGGCCCAAUUCACUCUGACUCGCUUCAACAGCACCCGCGAGCAACAUGGGCCCUCAUCCAACUCGCGUCCCCGAGCCCACUUCCGACGUACCGCCAAGCCCACCAACAAGCGGCCCAACUCGCGACCCGCGUUCAACAGGGCACGGAUUUCUUCAAAAAUAUUAUCGCCGACAUCAGGAAUUGAACCCGCAUCACUCAUCCGCCAGACAAGCAACAUUACCAUUAGCCUACAUGCGGGCAUUAUGUUUCAAUGGCGCAGCGUCUUCCUUUCAACUACUACUGCCGCCACUGCGCUAACAUAAAGCUAAGUACUCUAU